Messenger RNA from Drosophila ficusphila, 903 nucleotides. RefSeq lists its product as uncharacterized. Lineage: Eukaryota; Metazoa; Arthropoda; Insecta; Diptera; Drosophilidae. The transcript has a single exon. The record is from RefSeq and is a predicted model, not a curated record. Bases 1 to 903 code for a protein of 300 amino acids.
AUGGAGCAACAGACGCUUAAACGCCUUACCCAAGCACGUGGUCGGCUAAAGGCUACCAUAACUCGCUUGGUCAAUUACAUUGAGAAUCCACCUCCACAGAGCACUUACUCCGGAGUCGAUGCCAUGCUGGCACGGCUAAAUCAAGCCUUCAGAAGCCUUGAGGAGAUCACUGACGAAAUGCACCUGUACGAUAACGUUGAAGGUUUCGAGGAUCCUAACGAAGAUUUCCAAUCGUAUGAGGAGAAGUACCUGCGCGCGCUUACCUUAUUCGCGUCGUUAAAGAGCGAACUUCAGCCAAGCGCCAUACCCCAAGCGGAUCACAACAUGGCCACACUGCUGCAACAGCAAAGUGAGUUCUUGCAGCGACUUGCUGAGAACGGAGCAUCUACCUUGGCCACGCCGCCGCCUGCUGCAGUUUGUUUAAAUGAAAACCCGUUGCCGAAAAUCCACAUCAAACCCUUUGGUGGAGACUACAAGGAAUGGCCAGCCUUCAAGGACAUUUACGAGAGCACCGUCCACAACAAGACCCACCUGGGAAAGAUUCAGAAGUUUCACUACCUUAAGUCUUUCAUAGUUGGUGAAGCGGCCAAUCUUCUCAGUCACAUGUCCAUUACGGAAUCAGCUUAUGAUUCAGCAUGGGAACGCCUCAAUGAUCGCUAUGAUCGCCCAAGACAUAUCGUGAACUCCUUACUGGACACUUUCAUGGCACUGGCUGCUGCCCCCAACGGCGAGGUGUCUAAUCUACGCAAACUUACUGAUGGCGCCAAUGAAAUCAUUCGCGGGCUAGAUGCAGUUGGGGAGACAAGCCGUGAUUGCUGGGUGAUUCAUCUUGUACUGGCUAAAAUUGAUCCCGACUCUAGAAGGAAGUGGAUAGAGGACACCAACCGUUGCAGACUUGUUUAG